AUGGACAAUGCGUCAUAUCAUUCUGUGAAGCUUGAUAAAGCACCUACGUCGCAAACCAAGAAAGGUGAUAUAAUAAAAUGGCUGGAGAAUAAAGGCGAGGUUAUAGACAGACCUAUGUGUAUACCACAACUUCUUCAAAUUGUGAAAAGGAUCAAGCCACAACACCAGAAAUACGUAAUUGACGAAUUGGCAAAAAAACAUAACCGUAAUAUACUAAGACUACCUCCAUAUCACUGUGAGCUCAAUCCAAUAGAGUUGGCUUGGUCAUCCGUUAAAAAUUACGUACGGAUGAACAAUAAGACCUAUAAAUUACACAAUGUCAAAAAUUUAUUAAUUGAGGGCGUCAAACGCGUGGAUGCAGACAUGUGGAAGAAUUUUAUUAGUCACAUGAAGAAAGAAGAGGAUACAUUUUGGGAAAUCGACUUCGUCGUAGAUGAAGUAUUGUCUGCAGAGUUGGAGUCAGUAACUUUGACAAUCGGAGAUACAUCAUCAGACGACUCCCUCGGCACUGAAUCUGACUAA
Rhopalosiphum maidis (corn leaf aphid) is the source of this 522-nucleotide messenger RNA. RefSeq lists its product as uncharacterized. Gene Ontology annotation, molecular function: nucleic acid binding. The transcript has a single exon. The record is from RefSeq and is a predicted model, not a curated record. NCBI's taxonomy places the organism in Eukaryota, Metazoa, Arthropoda, Insecta, Hemiptera, Aphididae. Bases 1 to 522 code for a protein of 173 amino acids.